CUCUCUCUCUCUCUCUCUCUUUCUCUCACCUCGCCCUCUCUCUCUCUAAUUCCUCAAUUUUCGGUCAUCUGUCUCCCCUUUGAAUUGUUCAUAAUCAUUUCUUAUUUUUUUCAGAUUCGUUCCUGUAAUAAUUUCGACAGCGGUAGACUUUAUCUACUCCAUAUAUAUAUAUAAUAUAAUAGAAUUAUCCAUCUUCGGUUUUGGUCGGUCGAUUUUGGGUUUUGAUCAAUGAGGAGGGGUCAUGAGUUUGUGAAUUAGAGUUUUCAAUUAGGGUUUGUCUUUCAAGGAUGUAGGUCGACGGAGGGAAUAAAGGGGAAUCUCAUGAUCGGUGUUUAUCUUCUGUUGAAUUCUUGGAUCCACUGUGGCGGAUACGGAGUUGGCAUUUUAUCGCGUUGUUUCGUACGUUUACAGGCUCGUAGUCGGGUUGUUUUGAAGCCCGAUUAGAGGCUGGAAUUGUCGAUUAUUUUCGGUGUUUAGGGGUUAAAUUUUUGGAAUAUUGAGGGUUUUGUUGAAUUGAGUCGAUUGCCAUGGAUCAUGUUGUCGGUGGGAAAUUUAAGCUUGGGAGGAAAAUUGGGUGUGGUUCAUUUGGUGAACUCUUUUUAGGUGUGAACAUACAAAAUGGAGAAGAAGUAGCCAUAAAGCUGGAAUCAGUGAAGACCAAGCAUCCACAGCUUCACUAUGAGUCAAAAAUAUAUAUGAUUCUCCAAGGAGGAACGGGGAUUCCCAAUUUGAAAUGGUUCGGAGUUGAGGGUGAAUAUAAUGUCAUGGUGAUAGACCUUCUGGGCCCAAGUCUUGAAGAUCUCUUCAACUAUUGCAACAGGAAGUUUACCUUGAAAACAGUGUUAAUGCUUGCAGAUCAACUAAUUAAUAGAGUUGAGUACAUGCACUCAAGAGGAUUUCUUCACCGUGAUAUAAAGCCUGACAAUUUUUUGAUGGGCUUGGGGCGCAAAGCAAAUCAGGUUUAUGCCAUUGACUUUGGUCUUGCCAAAAAGUAUAGGGAUCUUCAGACUCAUAAGCACAUUCCGUAUAGAGAAAACAAGAAUCUCACUGGUACUGCUCGCUAUGCCAGUGUCAAUACACACCUUGGAGUUGAACAAAGUCGAAGAGAUGAUUUGGAAUCUCUUGGUUAUGUCCUAAUGUAUUUUCUGAGAGGGAGUCUUCCCUGGCAGGGACUUAAAGCUGGCACCAAAAAACAGAAAUAUGACAAGAUUAGCGAGAAGAAAAUGCUUACUCCUAUAGAGGUCCUUUGCAAAUCAUUUCCAUCAGAAUUCAUAUCUUAUUUUCACUAUUGCCGGUCGUUAAGAUUUGAGGACAAACCAGAUUACUCCUAUUUAAAGCGACUUUUCCGGGAUUUAUUUAUUCGUGAAGGUUACCAAUUCGACUAUGUGUUCGAUUGGACUAUGUUGAAGUAUCCUCAGAUUGGUGCAAGUUCCAGAUCAAGGAAUCCUACCGGUAACGCUGUUGCGGGAACUUCUGGUGAGAGAUCAGGAAGAACAUCAGAUAUUCGAGAUCGAUUCUCAGGUGCCGUUGAAGCUUUCUCUAGAAGAAAUCCUGCAGGUCCAGGUCGACAUGGUGAAAAUUUUAGAAACAAGACAUCAGAAGAUGUACCUUCCUCCAAAGAUGUGCAACCGGAUUCAGAAAAAGGGCGUACUUCAAGAAACGGCAGCUCUUCAAGGAGAGCAGCCAUUUCGAGCAGUAGACCAAACUCAUCGGGCGAUCCAAGUGAUGGCAGAACCACCAGAGUGGUAUCGAGCAGUGGUGGUCGAAUAUCCACCACUCAAAGAAUCCAGCCAGCUGGCAUUGAUCAUAAACCGCCGUCUUUCUCUCGUACUACUAAACCCACUCGUGACGACCCUCUCCGAAGCUUCGAAUUUCUCUCCAUCAGAAAGUAAAAAUUGGAUCGCGUUUUUCUUUUCCUUAAAAGAGGUAAUGUGAAAGGUGAACUUUAAAUACCCCCAACCCUAUUUAUCGGAAAUCUUGUUCGCAUUAUCUGAUCAUUGUAAAUGUAAAAUGUGUUGUACACCACACUAGUUGAUGCUUCGUUCUACCGCGCCUUUUCUUUUUUUUUUCUUUUUCCGAGAGUUGUUUUUGUUGUAAACGCCAUAUGUGCGGCUGUUUUUUUUUUUUUUUUUUUUUUUCUGUUUAUUACCAGACAAAAGAAUUGCCUAUGUAAUUUCAUCAUGUAUACCGCUGCAUGUAUUUUCAAAUACAGUAAAUACCUAAAUUGCCCUGUUCUAAAAGAUGGGUCAAGAAUAUCUUGAA
Molecule: messenger RNA, 2262 nt
Organism: Erythranthe guttata (spotted monkey flower)
Lineage: Eukaryota; Viridiplantae; Streptophyta; Magnoliopsida; Lamiales; Phrymaceae
Product: casein kinase 1-like protein 9
Biological process (GO): protein phosphorylation
Molecular function (GO): protein kinase activity; ATP binding
Source: RefSeq, a predicted model, not a curated record